Messenger RNA from Synchiropus splendidus (mandarinfish), 1432 nucleotides. RefSeq names its product protein kinase, cAMP-dependent, regulatory, type II, alpha, B (gene prkar2ab). Bases 41 to 1225 code for a protein of 394 amino acids. The transcript is spliced from 10 exons. Gene Ontology annotation, cellular component: cAMP-dependent protein kinase complex. NCBI's taxonomy places the organism in Eukaryota, Metazoa, Chordata, Actinopteri, Syngnathiformes, Callionymidae. Gene Ontology annotation, molecular function: cAMP-dependent protein kinase regulator activity. The record is from RefSeq and is a predicted model, not a curated record. Gene Ontology annotation, biological process: regulation of protein phosphorylation.
GGCUGGCAUAUGCACUUGGAGAGAGGUCAGGCGGUGAACCAUGAGCGCGGUGGAGAUCCCCGCUGGUCUGAAGGAGCUGCUGCAGAGAUACACCGUGGAGGUGCUUCGAAACAAACCUCCCAACUUGGUGGAGUUUGCAGUGCAACAUUUCACUCAGAUCCUGGAGAGCCAGAGGAAGGAGCAGCGGGAGAAGAAACGUGGCAGCAGGAACAUCCGCAGAGGGGUGUCUUUUGAUGAGCACUCGGAGAAGCCUCCGGAGAACCAGCGCGAGCAGCCCGACAAAUCCACCAGUGGGAAGUACAACCGCAGGGUCUCAGUCUGUGCAGAGCCUUACAACCCCGACGACGACGAAGACGAUGACACCGAGCCUCGGAUCGUUCAUCCCAAAACCGACGGGCAGCGCCGCAGGCUGCAGGAGGCCUGCAGAGACAUUCUGCUCUUCAAAACGCUGGAGCAGGAGCAGUUCUCAGAGGUGCUGGAUGCCAUGUUUGAGGUUCAGGUGGAGCCUCAAGAGCACAUCAUCGACCAAGGAGAUGAUGGAGACAACUUCUACGUCAUCGAGAAGGGGGUGUACGAUAUUUUGGUGCAGAAAGAUGGAGCCAAUGUGUGUGUGGGUAAGUACGACAACAAGGGAAGUUUCGGAGAGCUGGCGCUCAUGUACAACACUCCGAGAGCCGCCACCAUCGUCGCCACCCAGGAGGGAGCUCUCUGGGCCUUGGAUCGUGCAACGUUCCACAGACUGAUAGUCAAGAACAACGCAAAGAAGAGGCGCAUGUACGAGGCCUUCAUCGACUGCGUGCCGCUGCUGAAGUCUCUGGAGAUUUCAGAGAGGAUGAAGAUCGUGGACGUCUUGGGAGCACGAGGGUUCAAAGAUGGAGAGAGGAUUAUAGCUCAGGGAGAGACGGCCGAGUGCUUCUACAUCGUGGAGUCUGGAGAGGUGAGGAUCAUGAUCAAAAGCAAGACAAAAGAGGAGCAGCAGGACAACACCGAGGUGGAGGUGGCCAGGUGCUCCAGGGGACAGUAUUUCGGGGAGCUGGCGCUUGUCACAAACAGGCCUCGGGCAGCGUCGGUUUAUGCUGUUGGAGAAACCAAGUGUUUAGUGAUCGACAUCCAAGCGUUUGAGCGUCUGCUGGGUCCCUGUAUGGACAUCAUGAAGAGGAACAUCUCCCAGUAUGAAGACCAGCUGGUGGCGCUGUUUGGCUCCAGUGUAGAUCUGAAACAUUAAGAUGAUGUCGUGCUUGUGCAGGGAGCAUCUAGAAUUUCCCACAAAGUUUUUAUGUGACCAAAUUGAUCUCAACUGGAAAACAUCCCACUCUUGUCAUAUGUUGUACUUUGGUGGUAAAGUCUCAUUACACAUGGACGUCUUUGUACAUCUGACCUCAGCCCUCGCCUGCAAUUCGCUCUUCCCUAAAACUCUCACUUAAAUAAAUGG